Messenger RNA from Colletotrichum phormii, 789 nucleotides. RefSeq lists its product as uncharacterized. The transcript has 3 exons. The coding region runs from base 1 to 789 and encodes 262 amino acids. NCBI's taxonomy places the organism in Eukaryota, Fungi, Ascomycota, Sordariomycetes, Glomerellales, Glomerellaceae. The record is from RefSeq and is a predicted model, not a curated record.
AUGUCUUUCCCCGAUAAGCAAGUCCUUCUCGUAGGUGCCACUUCCGGCAUCGGAGCAGCAAUGACGGAUAAGCUUGUAGAAAACGGUGCCAAAGUCAUCGCCGUCGGUCGGCGCCAGGAACGACUAGAUGCAUUUGUCAAGAAGCAUGGCUCGACCAAGGCGGCUUCCAUCAGGUUCGACAUCACAGACAGGACAGGUCUCGAUGAUUUUGUGAAUAGGGUUGUUGAUGGGUUUCCUGGUCUGGACUGCGUCUUCGUCAACUCAGGAAUUCAAAGCCCAAUCAAGUUGUCGGAACCUAGCAGCGUUGACCUGGACGCCUUUCGCGAAGAGAUCAACGUCAACUUUUUAAGCGUUGUCGACAUUUCGGUCAAGUUUCUGCCGAGACUCCAAGACAAAGCAAUACCGACAGGUUUGAUCAUUACCGGCACACAUCUUGCUCUUAUCCCUGCGGUGACUUUGCCGGCAUACUCUGCCUCCAAGGCAGCUCUUCAUGCCUAUGUUUAUUCUUUGAGGCAACAACUACAAGGGUCUAGCACUAAAAUCAUCGAGAUUUGGCCUCCCCUAGUGCAGACCGAGUUGCAUGAUUACAUUGGUAAGGAGAAAGGUCGAUCGAUGGGAAUGCCUGUUGAUGUGUUUGCCGACGAGACAUAUAAGCAGCUUGUCUUAGGCACCGAACACAUUCUGGUUGGUUCAGUCGGUCCCGAAGAGCCAUUUUUGGAGUUGGUCAAGGCAAGACAGAAGCAGUCAGAUGAUCUAUCGAAAUUUAUGCUCUCUCUCCCUCCUAUCUAG